Otolemur garnettii (small-eared galago) is the source of this 2884-nucleotide messenger RNA. RefSeq names its product ELOVL fatty acid elongase 4 (gene ELOVL4). Gene Ontology annotation, molecular function: fatty acid elongase activity. Gene Ontology annotation, biological process: fatty acid elongation, saturated fatty acid; very long-chain fatty acid biosynthetic process; sphingolipid biosynthetic process. The transcript has 6 exons. The record is from RefSeq and is a predicted model, not a curated record. Lineage: Eukaryota; Metazoa; Chordata; Mammalia; Primates; Galagidae. Gene Ontology annotation, cellular component: endoplasmic reticulum membrane; endoplasmic reticulum. Bases 172 to 1092 code for a protein of 306 amino acids.
UCCCAGCCGCUGCGGCGCUCCGCGGAGGAGGGGACGACGGAGCCGGGCCGCCGCCGUUGAGAGGGGUCGCCGGCCGCCGCCCGCCCCCUCGGCCGUCGCCUGCGAGGUCGAUCCUCCUGCGGGGUCUCCGCUGUCUCCUGCCGUCGCCGCCAGCGCCUCCCGAUCGCCGCGAUGGGGCUCCUGGACUCAGAGCCGGGCAGCGUCCUGAGCGUGGUGUCCACGGCGCUCAACGACACGGUGGAGUUCUACCGCUGGACCUGGUCCAUCGCAGAUAAACGUGUGGAAAAUUGGCCUUUGAUGCAGUCUCCGUGGCCCACCCUGAGCAUAAGCACCCUCUAUCUGCUGUUUGUGUGGCUGGGUCCAAAAUGGAUGAAGGACCGAGAGCCUUUUCAGAUGCGUUUAGUGCUUAUUUUCUAUAAUUUCGGGAUGGUUUUGCUUAACCUUUUUAUCUUCAGAGAGUUAUUCAUGGGGUCCUAUAAUGCAGGAUAUAGCUAUAUUUGCCAGAGUGUGGAUUAUUCUAAUGAUGUUAACGAAGUCAGGAUAGCUGCUGCUCUGUGGUGGUAUUUUGUAUCUAAAGGAGUGGAAUAUUUGGACACAGUGUUUUUUAUCCUGAGGAAGAAAAACAACCAAGUCUCUUUCCUGCACGUGUAUCACCACUGUACAAUGUUCACCUUGUGGUGGAUCGGAAUCAAGUGGGUUGCAGGGGGACAAGCGUUCUUCGGCGCCCAGCUGAACUCCUUCAUCCACGUGGUCAUGUACUCCUACUACGGGCUGACGGCCUUCGGCCCCUGGAUCCAGAAAUAUCUCUGGUGGAAACGGUACCUGACCAUGCUGCAGCUGGUCCAGUUCCACGUCACCAUUGGGCACACAGCGCUGUCUCUUUACACCGACUGCCCGUUCCCCAAGUGGAUGCACUGGGCACUCAUCGCCUAUGCGAUCAGCUUCAUAUUCCUCUUCCUUAACUUCUACGUUCGGACGUACAAAGAGCCAAAGAAAUCCAAAACUGGAAAAACAGCUGUGAAUGGUUUUUCUGCAAAUGGUGUGAACAAGUCAGAAAAACAGCAGAAAAAUGGAAAAGCAAAAGGAGAGUAAAUUGAACUGGGCAUUAAACCGUUGUUGAUGGUGAGGAAACUCCCAUGUCACAUAAAAUUUCAGGGAAAACAGAGGCAAAGGAGGCUUGAGGGUGGGGAGAAAAGGCAAAUGUGCUCCACGCACUGGUAUCCUUUAGACUGAGCAAAGUGUUAUACACGAUACCCAGAGGUUUUAUUUAUGAAGUUUUUAUUUUAAGCAUUUUUUAAAUUAGCCUUGAUGUUGUUCAGACCAAAGCAAUCAUUAUGUGACUUUGGAGACUUUCCCCCCGUUCACAUCCACUUGUCUGAAGGACGAGAUUUUUUUUAUGUAUCUUUUAUUCACUCAUUCUUCAGUCUGAAUUUUAGAUGAUCACAGAAACAUAGUCUUUAUGGAUUUUUUGAUGAAUUACUAAUUACUACUGAUGGAAAUCAGUUACCUUCUGUUUUCUUGUCCCAACCUGGAAAUGUGGAUACAUUUAAAUUUGUGCAUUCGAAUUCAUUUGCAGACCAGAAUGGUCAGAUCUCUCCACCGCUAGUCAGAAUAUACCAUUUUGGUUUCAAUUACAUUUUUAAAAUCUGCUGAUCUCUGUAGAAUCGUAGAGGCUUGAUGAUGAUGGUGUUGGUGAAAAUAAGAAAGAAUUAGAGUAAAAUCCUGGAUGGUAACUCAAAGGUCACCAUGACUUGAGGCACAAAUCACUGUGGGGAAACAAUUUUUGUGAUGAAAAGGCAGCCUUGGAAUACUCCUAUUGCUAGCAGAAAUGUAUUAUGAAAAUUAAGAUUAUUGUCUGAUUGAAACAUGAAACAACUCAUGUAUUAGUAACAUCAUAAGAUAGUUACAUUUAUGUGCUGUUAGAAGAGAGUAUGUUGAUUUUUAUCAGGCUUUCCUUGUUUUGAUUUGUGGCUGUUACUGAUUUUUCAUAUGUGGAAAAAUACCUACCUCUUCUGUUGGAAAGAACAAUUAAAAUUAAAUAAAUUUUAAUGAAAAAAUCAAGGAGUCCUCUAAUGUAAAUUUUAAUAUUAGCUUUCAAAUCCACUAGUUUGUUUUCUUUUAAACAAAUGGCAUACACCAGACAUUUCUGUGAAACUAUCCUCUUUCAAUGUGUUUAAUUUUGGAGUGACAUUUUCCUUGUGACUAAGUUGCAAGACCUUAUUAUUUAUUAACUAGAUACAAAGUGUGAACCCACUUUGGUGCAAUAUUUCUGACUCCUUGGUGCUAAAGGUUGUUAAAUUCAGUUCUUGGUGUGACAAGGUGUUAAUUGUUAAAACACGAAAUGAGUAAAAGGGACAAUAGAACUAUAAAAAUUAAAUUUGCUAUUUACAAAUGAAGUAUUUCAUGUAACAUAAAUGAACAUCUGGAAAUAAAGUAGGAAGGAGAACAUGUACCACGUUUUAUUACAUAGGUUACUUUGUGAGGGGAUGUCACACAGGGAUCAUUAUAGAAAGAGAAAAUGUGACAAAAAAAAGCAUGACUAUUACUAAGUAUCUCAACAAGAUGUCAAAGCUGCAUGUGUAGGAUGUAUGCUGUUUGUACAGGAAAACUAUUCCAGAAUAUUUUGUAAACUAUAAAAUAUUUAUUGUGCACUCAAAUGAUAUACUUUUUCCCCAAAGGCAUGCAGUCAUGAGAAUUACAGAAAAUUUGCAACACAUACAGUAGUUUGGUCUGAGAGGAUUCAGCACCUUUGUUUCUGCUGCUCAGUGUGUAAUGACUAGAGAUUUGUAAAUCUUUGUGAACAUUCUGUACUGGUUCCCAAGAGAUACUCAUUCCCUGCUACCUGAUUUCAGCACAAUAAAUAUACUACUGCUGUGGGAAAAAU